Ostertagia ostertagi is the source of this 888-nucleotide messenger RNA. NCBI's taxonomy places the organism in Eukaryota, Metazoa, Nematoda, Chromadorea, Rhabditida, Trichostrongylidae. The record is from the annotation of a GenBank genome assembly.
AUGGCCGCCGCCAAGGGCCUGCAGCAGGUGCUCGGCAAGGGCGAUGUCGUCUUCAUCAUGACCGGCGCGGGGUACGAGCCCACCAUGCCAAAGGGCGAGAGCGACGGGCCGCCGGGUGCCGCCUCGCUCGCCCGCAUUCUCUAUCGUGGCCUCGGCGCCGUCCCGGUUUUCGUGAACGAGGCAUGCCACGCCGAUCCGAUCGUCGCAUCCAGCGAGGCCGCCGGCCUGAUGGUGAAGCCGUUCGAGCAGGCGCGCGAUCGUCAUCUCGGUGCCGCCAUCGAGAACGCGCCGGAAGAGCAAUCCAAGAUCGACGCGUGGAUCGCCGAGAUCUAUGCGAAGUACCAGCCCAAGGCUGUCGUUGCCGCUGAGCGCCUCGGCGCCGGGGCCGACGGCAACGUGCAUACCGCGACCGGCCUGCCGCUCACCGGCCCGGCGUCCAGGUUCCAGGGCUGCAUCGACAUCGGUGGCGUCGUCACCGAAGCCAACAAGCGCAAGAUCUUCUCGGUUGGCAUCGGCGAUCACGGCAACGAACUGGGUUUCGGCACGAUCUACGACACGGUCGUGGCGACCAUGCCCAACGGCAAGGCGCUCGCCACGGUCGUGAAGACCGACGUCGUGAUCCCGGCGAUGAUGUCGAACUGGGGCUGCUACGGCGUCGAGGCUUGCCUCGCCUAUCUUCUGAAGAAGCCGCAGCUCAUUCAUUCGCCGGACAUGGAGAAGCGGAUCGUGCAGGCCUGCCUCGACGCCGGCGGCCUCGAGGCGAUGUACUGCACGACCGAGUUCCUGGUCGAUGGGCUCGACGGCGAGACGUCGAUGGCCUGCAUGCAGUUCCUGUCCAACAUCGUGCGCAAGAACCUCGAGCCGCCCGACGCCGGCCUCACGCACUAG